AGAGAGAGACAGAGCGAGAGAGAGAGAUUUUGUCUCUCUCUAAACUCUGAAUAAAAGCUGUCGGUCUGGAUGCCUGAUCAAGCCACACAUUUCAGUUGUCUAUAGCAGCUCAACUCGUUGGUCCAGUUUUGUUGUGGUUUAAAGCUGACCUCAGACCGGAAGAGUGUGAAUCAUAGUAGUCAUGUCGGAGCUUUUGCUGCUGGUCGGAGUUCUCGCAGGCAUUUUUAUUUUACUUCGGAAAUUUGUUUCAGGAAAGAGAUGUAAGAGCAAGAAAGAGCUUCACGGCAAAACAGUCGUGAUUACCGGCAGUAACACAGGGAUUGGAAGAGAAACAGCUGUAGAUUUGGCCCGGAGAGGAGCUCGUGUUAUUUUGGCCUGUCGCAAUGUUGUACGUGCUGAAGUAGCUGUGGCUAUCGUCAAAAGAGAGAGCCGAAGCAAUAAUGUGGUGUUUAUGCAGCUGGAUCUGGCAAAUCAGAAGUCUGUUCGCUCUUUUGCUGAAACUUUCCUCAAAACGGAGAAAAGACUGGACAUUCUUAUCAACAAUGCAGGAGUUUAUAUGCAGGGCACCACAGAGGAUGGUCUUGGGUUGAUGUUUGGAGUCAAUCAUAUUGGUCACUUCCUCCUGACCAAUCUCUUACUGGACAGACUCAAAGAGUGUGGGCCAAGCAGGAUUGUUACUGUAUCGUCAAUGUGUCAUGAGUUUGGAAACCUUGACUUUAACCUCCUUAGUGCUCACAAGGAAUUUGGAAAAGGCAACUCUUUAAUGAAUGUCUUCAGGAUAUAUAGCAACAGUAAGCUAUGCAAUGUGCUGUUUACACAUGAACUUGCAAAGAGACUUCAGGGAACUCAGGUCACGUGCUACAGCCUCCACCCAGGUUCUAUCAAUUCAGAGUUGGCUCGCAAUGUUCAGCCAGGGGUGAAGAAGUUGUUGAAAUUUAUAGGAGCCCUGUUCUUCAAAGAUGUGGAGUCAGGUGCCCAGACUACUCUAUACUGUGCACUCCAAGAGGGCAUUGAAGGCCUGAGUGGUCGAUAUUUCUCCAACUGUGGAUUAAAGGAAGUUCAGGCCAAGGCUAAGGAUGAUGCAGUGGCUAAGAAGCUCUGGGAAGUGAGCGAGAAGUUGUGUGGCCUGGCAUGAAAUAAUCUCCGGACGAUAUUUUCAAAUAGAUAGCUAUAUAAUGGUUUGGAGACUUUCGUAAAUUCUGUGUAGAGUACUAUAUACAAGAGCUGAAUCUACUUGGUCAGACUAUCAUAAUUCAGGAAUGAUCUAAACGUUUUGUAUGGAGUAAAAUCCAUCAGCACAUUUGACAUGCUUAUUAAAAAAAACAUGAAUGUGAUCAUGGUGCAUGCUUAAACUCUCAUACUUCUAAUAAUAAACCCACAUGACAAUGAACAUCUGCCAAUGAAAUUCCCAGGCUUAUAAGGCAGCAGAUCAGCUCCAUGUCUACAGUUGCAUGACAGAGGUUGUAUUUGCCAAGUGUGACUUUAAUUAUAAAGUUAAGUAUAUUUUGAAUUACAUUCUUUUUCAUUUGUUUUGUAAGUGACAGGGUGGGGCAUCGAACAAGUUGUUAAACGUCACACCCUUCAGUGGCAUCCAUUAGACUAACGAACUCAUACCAUAAGAUGUGCAAGUAAUUAUUGUAUUGUAUUUAUAGCUAGAACUCAAUGACUAUGAAGACAUUAUACAGGAAGGAAAAAUAACUGUCUGCAUUGACAACUUAGAAACUAAUAAAGUUAAUUAAGCUUUGACAAAUUUGUGUACUGAUGGCACAUAAGAUGCAUAACAUUUUAAAUUGUCCUAUUUAUUCAUUUUACCCUUUCAGUGUGCAAAGGUGACUGUGAGUCAAGUUUUAAGUUACAUCAUUUCAAAUGGUCUUCAUUCUAAACUGUUAAAUAUACAAGUAGAAGUCCUUGUAUUUGGAAUGAAUUAUGUUUUUCACCUACAGUGUCCACAAGAACAACCAUGUGACCACCCAGCACUACCCGUGUGUCUUUGCUAACUUAGUAUUUUUAGGGACUAAAUUCAAUAAAAUAAGUGUCCCAAAUGACUUAAAAAGUCAUUUAGGAGAGGCACAUUCCUUUCCAGGACCCAUAAAUGAAUAUUAUUGCUCGAGUAUAGCAAAUCAGGGCAGAAGAUGUAGCUUUUAUUGAAAACGAGACUCUUUAUUGUUUAGAAAACUAGAAAUCAAUUUCAUAGUUUUAUUGUGUAACUUGUGUGUAUCCAUUUACAGCUUUUGGCAGACACCUUUAUCCAGAGCAACUUACUUUUAUCUCUUUUAUGCAACUGAGUAGUUGGACGUUAAGGGCCUUGAUUAAGGGCCCUGCAGUGGCAGCAUGGAAUUCCUGGGAUUCCAGUAUG
Messenger RNA from Hemibagrus wyckioides, 2356 nucleotides. It is a transcript of the gene dhrs13b.1, whose product is annotated as dehydrogenase/reductase (SDR family) member 13b.1. The record is from RefSeq and is a predicted model, not a curated record. The coding region runs from base 182 to 1135 and encodes 317 amino acids. NCBI's taxonomy places the organism in Eukaryota, Metazoa, Chordata, Actinopteri, Siluriformes, Bagridae. The transcript is spliced from 5 exons.